Cordyceps fumosorosea ARSEF 2679 is the source of this 438-nucleotide messenger RNA. Its product is annotated as ribosomal protein S28. Gene Ontology annotation, biological process: translation. Bases 1 to 438 code for a protein of 145 amino acids. The record is from RefSeq and is a predicted model, not a curated record. Gene Ontology annotation, molecular function: structural constituent of ribosome. The transcript has 2 exons. NCBI's taxonomy places the organism in Eukaryota, Fungi, Ascomycota, Sordariomycetes, Hypocreales, Cordycipitaceae. Gene Ontology annotation, cellular component: cytosolic small ribosomal subunit; ribosome.
AUGGCUGGAGGCAAACCCCGUGGUCUUAACGCCGCUAGAAAGCUGCGAACGAACCGCAAGGACCAGAAAUGGGCCGAUCUUCACUAUAAGAAGCGUGCUUUAGGCACUGCUUUCAAGUCUUCUCCUUUCGGUGGCUCUUCUCACGCCAAGGGAAUUGUUCUCGAGAAGGUCGGUGUCGAGGCCAAGCAGCCUAACUCGGCUAUCCGAAAGUGCGUUCGUGUUCAGUUGAUCAAGAACGGCAAGAAGGUCACAGCUUUCGUCCCCAAUGACGGUUGCUUGAACUUCGUCGACGAGAACGACGAGGUUCUCCUGGCUGGUUUCGGUCGCAAGGGCAAGGCCAAGGGUGAUAUUCCCGGUGUUCGUUUCAAGGUCGUCAAGGUUUCCGGUGUCGGUCUGCUCGCUCUGUGGAAGGAGAAGAAGGAGAAGCCCCGUUCUUAA